Messenger RNA from Annulohypoxylon maeteangense, 1620 nucleotides. Its product is annotated as FAD-binding domain-containing protein. Bases 128 to 1537 code for a protein of 469 amino acids. NCBI's taxonomy places the organism in Eukaryota, Fungi, Ascomycota, Sordariomycetes, Xylariales, Hypoxylaceae. The record is from RefSeq and is a predicted model, not a curated record. Gene Ontology annotation, molecular function: oxidoreductase activity; FAD binding. The transcript is spliced from 5 exons.
ACAAGUGCAGAGAAUGCGUGUCCGUGUAUAAUUCACCGUUUUCUCAAUUGCAUAAAUUUGGCGGUAUUUCCAGUCCCAUGGCUCUGGAAUUCCUUCCUACUAUACACGUUUGAUUGCCCGUUUGAUCAUGGAGGAAACCUCUCCUUUCCCCGGAAUAGAUGUUUCGUGGCCCGCCGGUACGCAAAUCCUCCAUCCGGGUUCGGACGAGUUCACCGAUGCGACAUGGCGAUGGUCUAUUUAUAAGCCUCCAAGGUUUAACGCAGCAGUCAUCCCAGAGAGUGAAGAGGAUGUAGCGAAAAUCGUCAAAGCCGCACGAGCCGCCGAUAUUCCAUUCCUAGCUAUGGGAGGCCGUCAUGGCUACGGUAUAACGCUAGGAGAAUUUGAUGGUGGCUUGGCUAUUGACCUUAGUCAGAUGAACACAUUCAGCGUUGACAAGGCCAACGGUACUCUAACCAUUGGACCAGGAGUCAAGCUUAGAGACAUUACCGGUCCGAUAGAGAAGGCUGGGUAUGCACUUCCUGUUGGUAGUUGUCUCACUGUUGGUGUUAUUGGCGUGACCAUAGGGGCUGGUCUCUCACCAUUCCAAGGGCUUUUCGGUUUGAUGAUCGAUUGUCUCCGAUCCGUGCGCCUCAUUACCGCAAAUGGGGAUCUCGUAGAAGCAUCCGAUCAUGUUAAUUCGGAUUUGUUUUGGGGUAUCCGCGGCGCUGGAGCGAAUUUUGGCAUUAUUACAUCAGCUACCUAUCAACUCCAUAAGGCUGUUAACAACGCGCAGUGUUUUACUAUCAACGCUACAUACCCAGCAGACCUAAAGGAUGCAUAUCUUGAUGUUCUUCAAACACUUGAAGACAGAAUACCUCCUAAAUUAGCAAUAAUUACUCUCUAUAAUUGGGAUGUGGAUUCGGAUGCUACACAGAUCCUAGCUACAUUCAUCUAUUGUGGCCCUGGAUCAGAAGCUUUCCAGAUUAUCGCACCCUUUUUAGAUCUUAAACCACCGAAUCUACGUAUGAGUAGUGUCCUUUAUAGCCAGGUGCAACACACGAUACCGAUUGGGGCCGAAACUCCUCCCGGACGUAUUUACGAUCUGUCAUCGGCCAACAUUCGUAGGUUUGCGGUUGACACGUGGAAGUCAACUUUCAAUAAAUUCGAUGCCUUUUGUAAGGCAAAUCCUGAUGCUCGGGCUAGUAGUAUUACACUCCAAACUUACUCUAAUGAAGCUGUGGUUGCCGUGCCUAACGACGAUACGGCCUAUCCAUGGCGGGACGCCAAAGGCGACUUCAUUUUCUUUAUGGCCUGGACUGAGCCAGGAAAUCCGGUAGAGGAGUCAGCGAAUGCUUUGGCUCGUGAGCUACGUCUGGACAUUGUUGCUACGUCGGGAUAUCCUGAUCUAUCAGUAUACGUAAACUAUGCCUAUGGCGAUGAGACACUUGAGCAGAUAUAUGGGAAAGACAAGCUUCCUAGGCUCGCGAAGUUGAAGAAGGAAUGGGACCCAGACAGUGUAUUCAAGUACCACCAUGUCUUGCCAACAGAAUAUCCAUGAAUCAAGUGUCACGGUGCGGACCAAAUAGAGGUCAGGCAUUCAAUAGCUACUUACCUAGUGCUUAGUAGGUACUUAGCUUCCAC